This is a messenger RNA of Cucurbita maxima (winter squash), 1066 nucleotides long. Its product is annotated as SUMO-conjugating enzyme SCE1-like. The transcript is spliced from 5 exons. The coding region runs from base 286 to 768 and encodes 160 amino acids. Gene Ontology annotation, cellular component: nucleus. Gene Ontology annotation, biological process: protein sumoylation. The record is from RefSeq and is a predicted model, not a curated record. Lineage: Eukaryota; Viridiplantae; Streptophyta; Magnoliopsida; Cucurbitales; Cucurbitaceae. Gene Ontology annotation, molecular function: SUMO conjugating enzyme activity.
AUUUAUCCAAAUUUCAGAACAUAAUCGAGACAAAUUUUUAUAUGUUCUUCCAUCCGCUUCAGCCUCCAUUUUCCCCUUUACCCUUUCUCUCGAUUCAAUCUCAGCCGUACGUUUGAUUCAACUGCAGUCUCUCUCUCUGCGACUGCUCCUAAUACCUCCCUCUCCGUUCCUAUAAGGCUCCAAAGACUUUGAGUCUUUCUCUGCUUCUGGCUGUGUUGGGAUCGCUGGUUCUGGAUUUCUGAUUUGUUGCGGGAAUUUUGAGUUCCUAGAGAGAGAGAGAGAGGCAUGUCGGGUGGUAUUGCACGCGGUCGUCUGACGGAGGAGCGGAAGUCGUGGCGGAAGAAUCAUCCGCAUGGUUUUGUUGCGAAACCGGAGACUCUGCCUGAUGGGACGGUGAAUUUGAUGGUUUGGCAUUGCAUUAUUCCUGGGAAAGUUGGGACAGACUGGGAGGGUGGUUUCUUUCCCCUUACACUCAACUUCAGUGAAGACUACCCAAGUAAGCCACCAAAGUGUAGAUUUCCUCAGGGUUUCUUCCAUCCUAACGUGUACCCAUCAGGAACAGUCUGCUUGUCAAUUCUCAAUGAAGAUAGUGGGUGGAGACCAGCCAUAACAGUUAAACAAAUUCUUGUUGGAAUCCAGGAUUUGCUGGAUCAACCAAAUCCUGCUGAUCCCGCCCAGACAGAAGGGUAUCAUCUCUUCAUCCAGGAUGCCGUUGAGUACAAGAAGAGGGUUCGCCAACAAGCCAAGCAGUAUCCUCCUCUGGUGUAAGCCGAAUCUGAGUCGCAUUAGACUUCUUGAUACUAUGAUAUUAGCAACCAGUUGCCACUGAUUAAAUCAACAUUUAAAACUGACUUGUUUUUAUAGAUUGGUUGGUAUGUGGUGCACAUUUCAAUUGUCAUAAUCUCUGAAACUUUCAUGUUUCCCAGAUAUAGACCAGCGUAUGUCGAUAUUUAUUGGUAAACAUGUCAACAGCCUGAUGUUGCAUCGUGUUCAUAUUGUGAACCUCAUGGUUUCCUGCUCUAAAAUAUGUAAGAAUGAAGGGUUUUCUCUUAGGUUGUGGAUUGAA